AUGGGAGGGUUACGGGCUCUUUGCUGUAGCAAAGCGGAUCGAGAGAAUGACGACCAACAUAACCCUCCAACCCCAUCGGCCCAACCACGGCCCGAUAUGAAAAUAGCAAAGACACCGGCAAACAUCAAAAGCGAGUCGAGUUUGACGAAAUUGGCGCAGGAAAAAUCAGGCCCUCGUAAUCUAUGGAAAGAGGCAUACGAGGAAUUGAGCCCUGAGCUCACAAAGUACAUAUCUGGAUUUUCUAUUUCAGCAACAGACGCCAUUCACGACGUGAUCAAAGAAACAACGGCUAGGUACGAGCAGUGGAAGAAGGGUGGCCUCCGAAUUCCUCGAAAAGAUGGAGAUGAGAUCAAUGUUCGUGAUUCGGCGGAGAAGAUUAUCAACGCGGCGAUGAAAGCCAAUGAUUUGAUCUCGAAAUUUGUGUCAUUAGAUCCGACAGGACAUGCAUCCUCUGCAUGGACUGUUAUUUCAUUUGGAAUGAGUAUUGUCCAAAACACCUUAGAUCGCCGGAACGCUAUCUUCGCUGCAUCCGAGUAUCUUGCUGAGACCCUCGCCUUCUAUGCAUUGAUUGAUGCAAACUAUCGAAACCAGGAUGUCGAAAGUGAUCAGAACCUUGACCAAGCCCUGCUUCGGGUCUAUUCGGCCAUUCUUGCUUUCACAGCGGAGGUGAAGAAAGCACAGAAUGAGAGUGCAGGAGUCCGUCCCCUUAAAGCUGUUUUUGCACUUACUGAGCAGCCACUGGGACAAUUAAAAGACGCCAUCGCCGCGCAGAGUGAGCUCGCACAGAAAUGGGCUUACUUAGCUGCUAACCUCGGUGACCGGAAGGUUGCUGCAGCUCAUCUCGCACAAAUCAAAAGCGUCGAGUCUAAAGUCUUGACUGCAGAAGAAGAAAGACAGCUUGACUGGAUGUCGAGAGCUGCCUACUCUAGUCGUCAGAGGGACUUGCAGAAGAAGCGAACUGACGGUACGGGUAAUUGGUUCCUAGAUUCAGAAGAGGACACUGAUUGGAAAUCCAAUUCUGGGGGGCUAUUAUGGCUACCGGGAAUUUCGGGUUGUGGCAAGUCUGUCCUUUGCUCCACGGUGAUUCAGAACAUUGAGCAUGAUUGUGAAUCCGAUGAUUCAAAUCGCUCACCACUGUUGCCGUCAAUGAUCAAGAUCUGGGAGGAUCAUCAUCUACGAGGAAGCGAACCUAAUUCCCAGGCCGUGUCUAAUCUCUUAGAUAACGUGAUAUCUAACACUUCUGGUCAUGUUUACCUGGUAUUAGAUGCAUUGGACGAGUGCCCAGAGAACGCCAAAUCUAAGGAGAGAAUGACACUUUUGAAUCUUCUUACAGGCCUAGUUGAGAGACACAAGAACAAACUUCACAUUCUCGCUACAAGCCGACCAGAGCAGGAUAUCAAGCAGGAGCUACAGGCAUUCUCUACAAUCGAUCUAGAAGUCUACCUAGAUAGCGAUGUCAGAUCUUUUGUUGAAACAUCACUCAAGCAGGAUCCAUUGAAGAGGUUGAGUCAAGAUCUGAAAGAUCUAAUCAGAGAGAAGUUGCUGAGUUCUAAGGAACGCUCAAUCCCGCAAACGCUAGAGGCAACAUAUCGCAAGAUCCUUGACGGCUUCACACCUAGAAAUGUGCCUCUAGCCCGCAAAAUUCUUCUUCUUAUCUGCAUUUCCCCAAUAGUCCUUGACCUGAAGACUAUUGCCGCUGCUGUUGGCCUUGGAUUCCCCGAAGCUGUCCUCAAAAUCUGCACUACUGCGCUAGUCAGUGAGGUAGAUGGAAAACUCCGAUUCGCCCACUUCUCCGUCCAAGAGUUUCUUAUUGUUUCAGAGAAAGACAGCCAGCACCAUGAAUGCCAGUUUUCUAUAACUGACGGUCACUAUUCACUCGCAACGAGUACUAUAGACUGUCUUCUUGAUCACACAACCGUCUUGACAAGGCUAGAGCCGAUGCAACAGCCUUUUUUCAAGUACGCGGCGACUUACUGGGAUACCCAUAUGACUGCCUCAAUGGACGCCGAUCGAGCGCCAGACUUCCAGGCUAAGAUGCAUCGUCUAUUCACUGAACCCAAUGUGUACUUCAACUGGGCGCGCGUGGUUGACAACGAAUGCCCGCUCUGGAAUGAUUCGAGAGAAAACCGAAUCCAAGAUUGCGAGCAGCCAAUUCAAUUCGCCUCAAGGAUGGGAUUUUUCCAAACCGUGGAGUAUUUGUUGAAUCAGGGCACUCAUCCUGAUGUCACUGGCUUGAGAGCGGAGCAUGGCUAUGCACUUCGACUCGCGUCAUAUGCGGGCCAUGAGAAUAUAGUGGCGUUACUACUAGAUCGAGGCGCUGACAUUAACGCCUUGGGAGGGUAUUGGGAAACUACUGCACUCCAACAGGCCACGUUGAAAGGCCAUGAAAAUAUUAUACGAUUGCUGCUUGAACAAGGCGCUGAUUCCAGCAACAACUUGGGACUAUACGGUACUGCUCUCCAAAUUGCAUCGUAUCAGGGUUAUAACAAGAUAGUGGAAAUGCUGCUAUAUCACAACGCGGAUGUCAAUGCCAUAGGGGGGCUCCUUUAA
Molecule: messenger RNA, 2550 nt
Organism: Penicillium malachiteum
Lineage: Eukaryota; Fungi; Ascomycota; Eurotiomycetes; Eurotiales; Aspergillaceae
Exons: 10
Coding region: 1-2550 (849 amino acids)
Cellular component (GO): cytoplasm
Molecular function (GO): protein binding
Source: RefSeq, a predicted model, not a curated record